AUGCAGCUGCCUGAUAAAGAUCAGAGGAAGGGCGUGAGCAGCUGCUCACCUGGUCAAGCUGUUGGACUCACCUGUUCAGGUCAAGACAUCAGGUUGGUGGGAGAGGCCAGCCGAUGUGCUGGGAGACUGGAGAUGAAACGUCAAGAAGAGUGGAGACCAGUGGAUGCUUGGGAUCGUUACUGGAACAUGAACUCAGCUGCUGCAGUUUGUGCUGAACUGGACUGUGACUCAGUCAGGCUGGUUCAAGGGACCAACCGGUGCUCAGGCAGACUGGAGGUGAAGACCAACCAGUCGUGGUCCUCAGUGUGUGAAAAAGACUUUGACCUGCAGGAUGCAAAGGUGGUCUGCAGGGAGAUUGGCUGUGGGUCUCCUUCAGUCCUCCAGGGGGCGCUCUAUGGAGAAGCAGAGGCUCCAUUGGGGAGCAGAGAGUUCCUGUGUGAAGGCAGUGAGUCUGCUCUGCUGAACUGCAGCAGCAGGAAGAGUUCAGGUAGAAACAGCUGCUCACCUGGUCAAGCUGUUGGACUCACCUGUUCAGCACCCAUCAGGUUGGUGGGAGAGGCCAGCCGAUGUGCUGGGAGACUGGAGAUGUUACAUCAAGAAGAGUGGAGACCAGUGGAUGUUUGGGAUCAUAACUGGAACAUGAGCUCAGUUGCUGCAGUUUGUGCUGAACUGGACUGUGGUUCUGCUGUUUCAGCAAUAAAUUCAAAGGAAACUUCAAAGAGACCAGUUUGGAAGAUCAGGUCUGACUGUUUCCAGUCAGGAUCUGCAUUAACGAACUGUUUACCUUAUGAUGAAAACAAUGAUCAGAGCCUAGAGUUCAUCUGCUCAGGUCUGCUGGUUGAGCCGCUCAUCUUCCUCUCUUCCUCCACUGACGGGGUCUCCACAGGCAGAAAGCAGGGGUCUGAGCUCCUCAUUGGAUCAAGUUUCAGCAUCAUGUGCUCCAUCAGACCUCAGUAUGAAGGCGGCUCCUUCCAGCUCAUCUUCAGCUCCUCUAACUACACUCAGAACCACACCCUGCCAGCUGUUAAUCACUCCGCCCUCUUCCUGUUCUCUGCUGCUGGCCACGCCCACCAAGGAACCUACCGCUGCGUUUACCACGUCUACGUUUUCUCCUAUAACUUCUCCUCUAUGAGCCAGCCUCUCAACCUCACUGUCUCAGGUAAACUCAUGGAGUCCAUCAGGAAAAGUUCUGCUUCAGUUUCAGCCUAUCUCACUGCUUUGAUCAUCAGACUGGUUGUCGUCCUGCUGGGUUUGCUGGGAUCAGUCCUGGUCCUCUACUUUAAGGCCAAGAGAAACCAGAAGUCUGGACCAGAACACAUCCUCCUCCAUGAUGAAGGAUCCAGAGCUGAAGGCAGCUUAGAGGAGGAGACUGCAGUCUGAAGGAACCAGGAGAAAAUGAUCUUCAUUUCACAUCCACAGGAAGGAGCAGAGAGAUGUUUCAGACUCCUGGAAAUCUAUCCGUCUAUGUAUCAAUGAUAAAAUGUCUCUGUGCUCCUGCAGCAGGAAGGAAGUUCAACAUUCAGAAAUUUGUAUCUGGACUAAAACUACUUAAGUAAAAUUUAUAUAAGAAGGGAACACAAAACAUUCAACAAACAAAAUAUAACAGAAAACCCACUUCAUCAAAAUCUGAUCUUCAUCAACCUUACAAGGAUAGCAUAUGGUAGAAUAUUUAGGGGUCAAAGGUCAGGU
This is a messenger RNA of Gambusia affinis (western mosquitofish), 1689 nucleotides long. Its product is annotated as scavenger receptor cysteine-rich type 1 protein M130-like. The coding region runs from base 1 to 1380 and encodes 459 amino acids. The record is from RefSeq and is a predicted model, not a curated record. The transcript is spliced from 8 exons. Gene Ontology annotation, cellular component: membrane. Lineage: Eukaryota; Metazoa; Chordata; Actinopteri; Cyprinodontiformes; Poeciliidae.